AUGCACUGCUGCUCUCAGGAUGCUUGCUUAUGGGAAGGCCGCAGGUCAAUUGAUAUAGAAAUCAGGAUGGCAGAGAGCACGGUCCUAACGACCACGAUGCAAUUUGCACGCACUGUGGUCAAGGUGUUCGGAGCAGAGUACCUGAGAGAGCCAACUGUGGAGGACACAGAAAAAUUGUUGGCAAUUGGAGAAGCAAGAGGAUUUCCAGAUAUGUUAGGUUCAGUUGAUUGCAUGCACUGCAGUAAAACAACUGCCCAAAAGAUCCCGUCGACCAUCGCCGCCGCCUCCAGUGCCAUCGACGACUGCCCGGGCGAGGGUGUGCAGAUGGAUAGACGUUGGAUUCAUGGUACAUUGUUUUCCCGUGAGUACAUCGAAGGUGUCAAAGAAUUUAUGAAAUUCAUUCAAGAGAAAUUCAGUGAGGAUGAUAAAAUACUCUGCCCAUGUAGAAAAUGCCUUAAUCAUAACUACCAGCAUCAGACCGUUGCGAACACGCACAUACUGACAUAUGGCAUGGAAAGUACAUAUACUCGCUGGAUAUAUCAUGGAGAAGACUUUGAUGUAGAUGUUAUUGAACAUCUUGUUGAUGUGCAUGACACUGAGGAUGGUGACAAUGGCGCCGACCGGUUUGAAGAGAUGUUUGAAGACCUACGCACAGCAGUAGAACAAGCUCAGAGUGAAACUGAAAAUCAAGAUGCUAACAAUGGUGGAAACCCUUCUGAGAAUGAGUCUUUUUUGAAGAAUGUGAUGAAGGAGGCAAAACGACAGCUUUAUCAUGGUUGUACCAAGUUUUCAAGGUUCUCCUUUGUGGGCAAACUAUCGCUUGUCAUUCCAGAAGGGAGGAUAAGGCCAGAGGCACCUCGUCUUGCUGCAAAGUUUGCAACUGAAUGCAACGUCACAGUCAGACACCAUAUGCCUGUGUUUAAGCGCUGGAAGGAUUACAAGGACCCAGAUGGACAUGUCCGAGAUGGGCUCUUCAGGAACUUUGUAGGCAAAGUUGGUAACAAGUUUCAGAUGGACGUAGAUGCUGUGCCAGUUAGGAAGGCUUGUACUGAAAUGCUGAAACGUGCGACUCGCCAACAACGAUAUAGGCUCAAGAAAGAGUUUUUUGACCCUAACCCACUCCAUUUGGUGACGAGAACUUCUCCUGUCCCCUCGAUGACUGAUGAGCAGUGGAAUGAGCUGGUGGAAAGCUGGAAGGAUCCCAAAAAGAUGGGGAUAUGUGAAAUUAACAAAAAUAAUCGAGCUCAAGUUAAGUUUCACCAAACUAUUGGCGCGCGCAGCUAUCCUGUGCAUUGUGAUAAUCUGGGCGACAAAUACAAAGAUAAAGAACCCACUGCAUUGGAUUUGUUCAAGGAGUGUCACUACAGCAAGAAAAAGAAAAGCUACACUGAUGUCGUGCAAGCUGCAAUUACUGAGAUGGAAAACAAGGCCUCUCAACCUACAGAAGAUGGUCAGGAAUCAAACUCUGCAACCGAGGCUGUAGCUGAAGUGCUUGCUAAGCACACUAAGAAGCCAAGGUUUCUUCAGCAUGUGGGGAUCCAGCAUGUCCAUGCGAGAUCCAGUGCAGAAGUGCCAACGGAGAAGAGGGACAAUGUCGAGCUUCGGGCACGUGUUGACACGUUGACCAAGAUGUUGAAGGAGUUCGAAGAAGCAAGGAUCAGGCAAGACGAGGAGCACGGGAAGAUAGAUGAGGAGAACAGGAAGAAGCAAGCUACGAUGGAUGCAAAACUAGACUUUUUGCUAAGUCAGUUGCAACCAAGAUCAGCUCAAGGGUAA
Molecule: messenger RNA, 1776 nt
Organism: Triticum dicoccoides
Lineage: Eukaryota; Viridiplantae; Streptophyta; Magnoliopsida; Poales; Poaceae
Exons: 8
Coding region: 1-1776 (591 amino acids)
Source: RefSeq, a predicted model, not a curated record